AUGUCUUUGCCAGGACUCUCCUUACCAGGAUUAGGACUACAGCUCAGUGCUACACCCGUGCUUGGAGGAAGCGCUGCUCCGCCGGCUGAACAAUCACCGCGCAGAGAAGAUCUACCUCCUCGUUCAGAAUGGCGAUUCGAGACGUCUUCGUCCUCGAGUUCUUCUUACCAUGCUCGUGUACUCAGUGGCCACGCUGAAUUGUUCGGCGUCGAACUUGCAGUGAACCAGCUAUACGAUCUUUCUGGCACCAAAGGCGCAAUCUUCACCUGGCAAGGAUGCCAGCUCGAAUUUAUGGGGGAUGCAGAAAGCGAAUAUGCUGCUGAGGAGACCGAAUAUGCGGUUGAAUGGCUGAGCUUGCAUGGCAUGCUCGAAACAUUUCGAGACGAGCCAGCGAAUGACGGACCGCGAGUACUAGUGGUCGGUUCUGAUAGCACAGGGAAAAGCAGUCUCAUUCGCAGCGUGAUAGCGCGGGCAGUGAGCUCCGGCCGCACACCAACAGUAGUGAAUCUCGACCCUCGACAGGGUCUCUUGGCGCCACCAUCAAGUCUUACGGCUGUCACGCUGGGUUCACAAAUGGAGGUAGAGAACGGCUUCGGUAUCAGUCCAAUAUCUGGCCCAACCGUGACUCCCAUGAAGACGCCACUUGUGUAUCACUACCCUUACCACUCUCCUACGGACAAGCCGGAUGUGUACAAGGCCAUUGUGACAAGGCUGGCACUCAGCACCACCAGCAGAUUGGAAGAAGACCUGAAAGCCAAGCAGAGUGGUAUCAUCCUGGACACGCCGGGCGUGCUUGGUGUGACGGAUGGCAAAGGCAACAUCAACGAGAUCUUACAUCACCUUGUCUCCGAGUUCUCUAUCAACGUCAUCGUGUCAAUGGGCCCAGAGCGUUUGACCAACGCUCUAAGUAAGCGUUACAGUGUUGCGAAGGGCGCGGACGAGGCCAUACCAGUACUUCGUGUGGCCAAACCGGGCGGACUUGCUGAGCGCAACGAGCCAUAUCUGAAGCAAUCACGAGCCAGAUACACCAGGAGCUACUUCUUUGGUUCAGCGAAAGAAUCAUUGAGCCCACAUUCGCACUCGAUAGCUUUUGACAACCUCGUCAUCUAUCGAGCAAAUACUACGUCCACCGGUUCCGGCACCACAAGCUAUGGCGCCGACGCAGACGACGACUACGAUCCAUCGUCUGACAACACUACGAUGUCUGGGACUUCGACUGCUACGUUCGACAAGGUUGCGCCAAGCGUAGCGAUGAUGGGAUCUCUUAUUGCAAUCAAGUUCUGUCCCACGAACAGUGACGAGGAUGCAAUACGUGACAGCGCAGUGAUGGGGUUCGUAUAUGUUGCAGAUGUGGACGAAGCAAGGAAGAAGGUCAGAUUUCUGGCACCGCAUCCACAGAGCUGGGGCAAUCGAGCGCUCAUGCAGGCCAGCUCCGUCGAGGAAGUGUACUUCGCUUCGAGUUUAGGCCGUCCAGCAUGGCAGUACCGACGGCAAUAUGACACCGGCGGUGACUGCGACGUAGAAUCGUUGCUAGCAGGAUGGAUUGUGCCUGUGGAUGAGUAG
Molecule: messenger RNA, 1563 nt
Organism: Recurvomyces mirabilis
Lineage: Eukaryota; Fungi; Ascomycota; Dothideomycetes; Mycosphaerellales; Teratosphaeriaceae
Gene: CLP1
Product: Cleavage polyadenylation factor subunit clp1
Exons: 2
Coding region: 1-1563 (520 amino acids)
Biological process (GO): tRNA splicing, via endonucleolytic cleavage and ligation
Cellular component (GO): nucleus; mRNA cleavage factor complex
Molecular function (GO): polynucleotide 5'-hydroxyl-kinase activity
Source: RefSeq, a predicted model, not a curated record